Molecule: messenger RNA, 1779 nt
Organism: Aegilops tauschii subsp. strangulata
Lineage: Eukaryota; Viridiplantae; Streptophyta; Magnoliopsida; Poales; Poaceae
Biological process (GO): RNA (guanine-N7)-methylation; tRNA modification
Cellular component (GO): tRNA methyltransferase complex; nucleus; cytosol
Molecular function (GO): protein binding
Source: RefSeq, a predicted model, not a curated record
CGUUUCCCUCAGAAAGAGAAAAAUAGAACUACACUGGCCACCGGGUCCCACGAAGAGCGGCCACAAACCCUAGCAAUUUCCCCACUCCCGAGCUCCCUCCCCGCCUCCCGCUCCUCGCGCUCGAUUCGAACCCGACAGCAAAUCCACGCUCUCCGCUGCUUGCCGCCAUGGAGGACGCCGCGGUGGAGGAGGCGGAGGUGAGCGGCGCCGGCGAGUUCGCGCCGGCGCUCGUCGCCGCCCACCCGCUCGGCAACUCCGUCGCCGUCGCCGUCGGGCCCGAGCUCCGCGUGUUCGAUCUCAAGGGCGGCUGUGCAGUUUCAUUGUCAGAUGAUUCUGGUGGUUGUUCUCAUUCGGAUGCUAUUAGAGCAAUUUCGUUUAGUGCUGAUGGUGCCUUGUUCGCAUCUGCCGGUGAUGAUAAGCUUGUGAAGAUCUGGAAGACUGACUCAUGGCGCUGCAUCCAGACUAUAACUUCUGAAAAGAGGGUUAGCGCAGUUGCUAUUAGCAAAGAUGGCCUGUAUGUGACAUUUGCAGAUAAAUUUGGUGUCAUUUGGUUAGUUACUGUGGGGGAACAUGGUGGAGGGCAGGUGUCAUCUGAUAACAAACCUGUCUCACUUUAUGGUCACUACUGCAGUAUUAUUACUAGCAUGAAAUUCUCACCGGAUGGACGCUUCAUUGCCACUGCUGACCGGGACUUCAAAAUCCGAGUUACAUCAUUUCCAAAGAAUCCCAUAAAAGGGGCUCCUGAAAUACAGAGCUUUUGCCUUGGACAUACAGAAUUCGUUUCUUCCAUUGCCUUCACAAGCCAUUCUGGAGGAUCAAGCUUUCUAUUAUCGGGAGGCGGUGAUUCAUCUGUUCGGUUAUGGGAUUACAUAACUGGCUGCCUCCUUGAUACAUAUGAAGUCAAAGACAAGGUGGGAGAACAGCCAAAUGAAACUGAAGAUAGCAAUCUAGCCAUUGCAGACUUGUGUUUGACAAAUGAUGACUCACUGGUUGCUGUAGCUAUUCAAAGUUUGAAUGGCAUAAUGCUCUUAGCAUGUGAUCUCGUAGCGAAGAAGUUGUCUUUUCUGAAGGUGAUUACAACGGAAAAGAGCUACAUUCCCACUAGCUUAGCCUACAGCUCAUCCGCAGAUCUUCUGUGGACUGUCAUGGGCGCAUCAAACAUGCCUAACCAGGCCACCUCCCAGUUACUAACCCGUGUCAGAAUCAUCCCCCGCUCCCAGAAGGAUCUAUCAGCCGACCCUGCGGUCCUGGAGGACAGCGAAGUACCACAUGGCGAGAAGCUUCUGCUGGCGCUGCAGGGAAGCCUUGACGCCUCAAAGCAGGAGGAGGUGCUGGCGGCGGUGCUGGCCGCCCUCAGAGUCUCGAUGCACAAGAUGCUGGUGAAGAAGAACUACUCGGAGGAGAGGCGGGAGCAGCGGAAGAGGGGCAGGAACGAUAAGAAGAUCAAGAAGUAAGCCCUGCCUGGCCUGCAAACACCACCAGAUCACGGGUCCUCGCCGCCGCGUUGUACCAUGAGAGGCCGAGAGUGCAAGAAAGAAAUGCACUGACAAAAUGUGAGAACAGGCUCAGCGACCAUCUUUUCUUGCGAGUCGUAAUCCAAUGGCAGGGCGGCUGGUUACGCAAACUGUUUCGGUCGAAAUGGCACAUUGUCUGUUAAGUUGCAGCCCGUGAUUGUCACGAGCUGUGACAUGGAAUGUUAGCUGCACGCAUCACUAUCGUCUGGUAAUCACCGUCAGACGAGUUCGUUUUUAGGGAAUUGCUGCAGCCUGCAGCUCUAAA